Messenger RNA from Ipomoea triloba (trilobed morning glory), 1493 nucleotides. RefSeq lists its product as uncharacterized. The coding region runs from base 208 to 1149 and encodes 313 amino acids. The record is from RefSeq and is a predicted model, not a curated record. The transcript has 9 exons. Gene Ontology annotation, biological process: snRNA transcription by RNA polymerase III; snRNA transcription by RNA polymerase II. NCBI's taxonomy places the organism in Eukaryota, Viridiplantae, Streptophyta, Magnoliopsida, Solanales, Convolvulaceae. Gene Ontology annotation, cellular component: snRNA-activating protein complex. Gene Ontology annotation, molecular function: sequence-specific DNA binding.
AAGUGAAUCGUACUCAAAAAGAACAAGAAAAAAAACCUAUCUCAUCCUUUUUUUUUUCAAUAAAAUUCAGGACGUAUUUGGGCGGCUGAUGUAGUGGAAAUUGAGUUACGUUUGAAGUUUGAUGCUAUUAUUUUAUCGUGGACAGUCGACACCGCCUCUGUGCAGCGAACUUGAUUUUCUGGAGGGGGCUUGUUACUGAUUACUGUCAUGGAUCUUAAACCAUUUAAACUAGACAUAGAUGACCUUAUAAGUGAAUUCGCUGAGGGCGGAUCAACUACUCUUGCGGAGAUGAAGAGAGUAUGGCUUUCAAAAAAAUUCUCCUUUAUUUUUGAGGCAAGUCCUUCCACAAAUCAGGCAUGCUUUAUGCAAUCACUCUUUGCUUAUUCAGUUGGCUAUGCAAUAUCUACUCGCUCUUUAUCACAUAGACUGGGUGGCCUUUAUUGCUUAUAUUGCCUUUUUGAGACUCAGCCAUUUAAGCCUCCUUUCAAGAUAUAUCUAUCUCUUGGCGAAUUGAAGAGGUUGCGAAGCCUUGUUGCAGAUGCAAAAGCCAACAAUAUAAAAGUUGUCUGUGCUUUAGUCAAAAGAAUGUUGGAAAGGAACAUGUUUCUCUUUGGGUUUGUGGAUAUAAAUGAAGGCUCUACAACAGAAAGAGUAAAUGAACUUACAGAGAUACAGAAUGCUAGAGUCCAAACUGCAUAUGAGAAGUUGUUUGCAAAUACACGAAUUGAGCACUUCACCCAUUUGGACAUGGGAAAGGAACUUGAUGCAGAUUUGAUCAAACAAAGUUCAACAGAAUAUGCAAUGGCCAAGAAACAAGCCAUUGAAGAGGCUAGCAAGAUUGUAGAUAUCGAAAACAUAAAACACAUAGUGGAGAAUAAGAGAUCGGUUGGAGAAACAAUCGAGCAGAAAGCCGCAGAUUGGAAUGCACAGAAGGAUGCAUUCUAUCAACAAACAGGAUGUGCUCAUCAGUUGGCUAUGGAACCUGUACAUCAGGAAGAACCAAUGCAAGUUGAUGAAAAUUUAGAGGAAGCGGGUGAAUUGCAGGAAGACGACAAUGAUGAGUUUGGGAAGGAGCUGGAAGAUGUUCUUUUGUCCGAACAGCUCUUGCUCGAAAAUGAGGAAGAAGCAGAAGAUUUUGAGCAGGAUUGAUUUCAUUGAAGGAUUGAAAAUGAAGUUUUGACAUGAGCCAUCAAACUUAUUUGUGAUUACAUAGAAGCAUAUGAUCCCAUGUGGAAUUCAAAUCUUUUGUCCAAAUCCAUCUUGUUCGUUGGGGUGUAAGAAUCAAACUAAAUUUUCAGCUUGAAAUUACAUAAAUGUUCUAAUACAAUCCAAGAUCAGGAUCUAAUCUUUCAUUCAUCUUUUUAUCCAACAUGUUUGGAGCAAUGCAUAGUGGGAAAACAAUCCUGGGAGAGAGGAAGUUAGUCACUUGAAGAAUCUUUAAUUUCUUCUGAGGCAUGUCAUCCAAGUUUAAGGUGACCAAACCAGAAUCCAAA